Messenger RNA from Mytilus trossulus (common blue mussel), 972 nucleotides. RefSeq lists its product as uncharacterized. The transcript has 9 exons. The record is from RefSeq and is a predicted model, not a curated record. Gene Ontology annotation, cellular component: cytoplasm. Bases 234 to 929 code for a protein of 231 amino acids. Lineage: Eukaryota; Metazoa; Mollusca; Bivalvia; Mytilida; Mytilidae.
UCUCAAGGGGACAUAAUCUCGACACAAAUCAGUAUAUCGGAUGAUUGGAAAAAUGUUGAAAAUUGUCGUAUGUUGCAGACAUAUGGUUUAUAAGUCGAUAUAACAAAAUAUUCCAUCAUUAACGUUUGAUAUGAAAGUCAUUAAUUACAUUCUGUGUCACUGAGUUUGAAAUGGAUUAAUGUAGGACAGGUGAUAUAUUAUUUUCAGAUUUGUUAACCUUCUUCUUGGUCGCAAUGUUCAAGUUUUUGGUAUGGAUGACAUUAACAUCAUCUUUAAGUAUGGGUAUAAAACAUGACAGCAAAGGAAGGAUAAAGAUGGGCGAACCCAACCAUAGUUGUGAUGACGCUGAGUGGCCUAAUAAUUACAUAGACAUCGGCUGUAAUGAUUUCAUUUGUUCUGGACCAACAGUAAAAGGAACUAGAAAACCUACAGUUAAAUUGGAUUUAUCUCAACCUGACUAUGGAGCGAUGCAUAUGUGCAUGAACAAAAAAAUUGUUUACAACCGAACUAUACCAUCCAGUGGCGAUCACCGUCCACUUUGGGCAAAGUAUGGUGAAUAUGCAUAUUGUCCGCCUCAAAGAUGGCUACAUAACGCUGAGCACGGAGGUAUAAUUUUCUUGUAUAAUCCAUGCCUGGAGAGUAGUCAAAUUAAACUACUGAGAAAAGCAGUGAAGAAAGCCAAAGUUAAGAAGUAUGUAAUGACGCCUUAUUCCUUACCUAGAGACAUGCCAAUUGCUGUCGUUGCAUGGAGAAGUGUUCUACAAAUGAAUGCUGUAGAUAUUAAACAGAUUGUAAAAUUUUCUAAGAAAAGGUAUAACAAAGGACCUGAAAGUACUAACAAAGAAGGCCAGUACACGUUUGGCUACCGGAAAAGCUUGGACAGUUACAUUGCAGACUUAAACCAGAUAUUCGGGAUAGAGUUUUGCUGAUUUACUUAUUAAAAAGUUUGAGGAUAUUCCUUGAUCUUUCUUU